UUUUAUUUUAUUUAAAUACUAUUCUUAACAAGCCUCAACAAAAGCCAAAAUUAUCGUUAGUGAAUUUAUGUUUAGCUUUUAAUACUUCUACACACCGGUGGAUCUGAAGAGGGCUUUAGUGCCGGAAAACAAAAUGGCUAGCCAAAAGAAUCGGGUCCUUACUUGCCGAUGCAGAACAUGUCAUGGCCCCAAUCGGUCGUUUCCGGCGACAAACAGCGCUCCUUGGGGUUCCCCGAGAGGGAAUCAACAAUUACACAGUCCACAACCUGGCAUUCGGAUACCAGUAAGUGGGUCUUAAGCAACUUUAUGCUAAACGCCUGGCGUCAGAGGCGAGAAGAGGUACGAGAUCUGCAGCAGGUGGUCCAGGGUCUUCAGAAUAGCACCAUGAAGACUAACAACGAACUGCAUGUUUUGAACACGGUAAUGCGAGUGGAGAAAAAACGAAACACCGAACUCCAAAUGCAGUUGAAGGAGUCUCACAUGAGUAUCACCAAAGUCCGAACCUCCUGCGAUUCUCUGACCAGUUCGCUUCAAAGCCUUACAGCUGAAAAAGAUGAGCUGUGUAAGGAACUAACAAAUCCAGGCAGGAGGUAAGCUUGAGAACUAAAAGAUCUUGAAGAGAUUUCCGGCCAAACCAAAAAGGAACUUUUUGGAGCCCUGGCGGAGCAGCGCAAUCUGCAAAAACAAUUGUCCGAUGAGCAGCGAUCAAGACAUGAACUGCAGCUGGAUAACGAAGAACUUCUCAAAAGGAUCAUUAUGGCCGACUGCAAGGAAUCCCAGUACAAAAAGGCCAAGGAGGAGGCCCAAAAGGAACUGGCUGAAAGGGAUGAAAAAAUCCAAACUCUAAAGGCAGCACUCGAGGAGAAGCAACGGAAUGGCACAGAGCAAGCCGCCGAGCUGGAACGCAUUAGGGCCCAGAUCACGGAACUUUGCCAAAGGAACACCAGGUCCAACUUUUUGUGUUUCUGUUCGGAAUCCAUCAGUCGAUUGAGUCUGACUCCUCGGUCAAACCAGGAAGUGUCAAUCAUUCAAAGAUAUGGUGUCAUCUAUCCACUAUGGCAAAAGUUUCACAUGUUUUCCAGCAAUCUAAUUUACCUGAUUUUAAAUUUCCUUCGCCCUAAUGUCAAUACAAGAGGUAGUCCUUCCCUGGUGAUUUCGAAGCUGAAAUUACCAUAAAGUAUUGACUGCUGAUUUUAAAAUCGCCAAAUGACCGAAAGGAAAACAAUGAAUAAAAUACCCAAAUGGGGUUUUAGGCGUCACCAAACACCCGGAGCGAAUGUAAUGGAUAGAAAUGAAGUUAACUUUGAUUUUAAAACAUGGAUACAAUUUGUAACAUUGUUGAAAUUUUUGAAAAGUGCAAACCCGUUUAGAAUCUAGAAAACUAUUGGAAUUGACAAAAGAAAAUAAUAUAUGGAAAUUUUUACAUAUAA
This is a messenger RNA of Drosophila serrata, 1430 nucleotides long. RefSeq lists its product as uncharacterized. The record is from RefSeq and is a predicted model, not a curated record. NCBI's taxonomy places the organism in Eukaryota, Metazoa, Arthropoda, Insecta, Diptera, Drosophilidae.